Molecule: messenger RNA, 676 nt
Organism: Anopheles gambiae (African malaria mosquito)
Lineage: Eukaryota; Metazoa; Arthropoda; Insecta; Diptera; Culicidae
Product: cuticle protein 21
Exons: 3
Coding region: 79-495 (138 amino acids)
Cellular component (GO): extracellular matrix
Source: RefSeq, a predicted model, not a curated record
GCAAUGCGAAAAUUAGAUUAGUACACAUUCAUCAGACUCAGUUCUAACAGUACAGGACCCAACACAGCACAAGAGAAAAUGGCCCUCCGGUUUGCCGUUCUUGCCGCGUUCGUCGCUACCGCCAGUGCCGUCGCCAUUGGAUAUCCGGCUCCCUACGGGGCAUACCCGGCGGUGGCCAAGGUUGCUGCUCCGUUGGCCGACUACGACCCCAACCCGCAGUACAGCUACAGUUACGCGGUAUCGGAUGCUCUGACCGGUGAUAACAAGAGCCAGCAGGAGUCCCGCUCGGGAGAUGUCGUCAGCGGAUCGUACUCGCUCAUCGAGCCCGAUGGCACCCAGCGUGUCGUUGAGUACACUGCCGACCCGGUCAAUGGAUUCAACGCCGUCGUCCACCGUGGAGCUGGUGUGGUAAAAGCUGUGGCCCCAGUAGCCAAAUUCGCUGCCCCGCUGGCCUACCCCGCCGUCGCCAAGGUUGCGGCUCCACUGUACGGUUAAAUCAUGCCUCACGGAUAUCCCCCACCCUGUCUAGAUAUUUAUUAGUCGUCCCAUGUUUACCCCAAAAUCCUCCCAUCCCUUCACAUCCUUUGCAAAUGAGAGCUUCACGAAAAUGUAGUUAUUUUUGUUUGACUGUGUGACUGAAUAAAGUGCAAGAUGGUUAUAAAAAUCAUAACAAAAA